UUACACAUUUGAUAUUUAGUACUCUAAAGUAUCAGUCAGGAUAAGAAACAAAAAUGCUUAUUCAGAUAGUAUUGCUAAUUUCAAUAGCAUUGUUGGUGUUUAUUUAUAUAACGCGCAAGAAUAAUGAAGCAUAUUGGACAAAACGUGGAGUUAAAUUUAAUGACAGAAACAAAAUCACUGGACCCCUCUGGGAUUUUUUGACAUCGAACAAACCACUGUUUCAAAUAUUGGAUGAAAUUUAUAAAAAAUAUCGCGACGAGCCAGCUGUCGGUAUUGGGGGUUUGUUAACUCCAACACUACUCGUCAACGAUGCAACGAACAUCCAGCACCUUUUCCAAACUGAUUUCAAAUCUUUCAACCAUCGAGGAUUUGAAGUGAAUGACGGCGACCAUCUGGCUGAUAACAUUUUGUUCAUGAACGGCAAUAGAUGGAAACUAGUGAGACAAAGCAUGACACCUGUGUUUACCAGUGCAAAACUCAAAAAGAUGUUCUAUAUCAUGGACAAGAGCGGAAAAGAUUUUGUUGACUACAUUAAAGACAACACAUUAAGGUUAAAUAAAGAUGCGUUUCACUCAAUUUCGACAUAUUGCUGUGCGUCUAUUGGAGCUGCUGUGUUUGGUAUAGUCUCAGAAUCAGUAUUUGAUUCACCUUUUUUGGAUGUUGCUAAAAGAGCUGCCAACUUGUCAUUUUGGACUAACUUUAAAUUUUCAUUGAUGAUUUUAAGUCCAUGGUUAUCCAAAAAACUUAAUUUCAAAAUAUUCUCGGAACAUGAAGAGUUUUUUAUUGGUGCUAUGAAAAGAAUUAUUCGCCAACGAGAACAAGAACACGGACAGAAACAUGAUUUUGCUGACAUUUGCGUAAGUUUACAAAGAAGUGGUACUUUGAAAGAUCGAGAGACAGGACUAGAGUUGGAGCCCACAGACGAGCUGUUGUCAGGACAAGCAUUUUUCUUCUUCACUGCUGGUGUAGAUCCUAGUGCAGCUUCCAUCUACGCUUGCUUGUUAGAAUUAGGAAGACAUCCUGAGCAUCUCCAAAAAGUCCAUGACGAGAUAGACAGCACUUUCGAAGCACUCGGCGGUAAACUGACUUAUGAAUCAGUUAUGGACAUGGAAUAUUUAGAAAAAGUUUUAUGUGAGAGUUUAAGACUGUGGCCACCAAUUGGAAAUUUAUCGAGACAGUGUGUUGAAGACACUGUGCUACCAGUAGGAAAUAUCAAGAUAGAGAAAGGUACUAAAGUGUUUGUGCCCGUUUAUCAAUUGCAUCACGACCCUAAACACUAUCCCGAUCCAGAAGUAUUUGAUCCGGAGAGGUUCGCAUCAGAGGCAGCUCGGGACAACAGUAUCUACAUGCCUUUUGGUAAGGGGAACAGACUCUGUGUUGGCAUGAGGUUCGCAUCAGAGGCAGCUCGGGACAGCGGUGUCUACAUGCCAUUUGGUAAGGGGAACAGACUCUGUGUUGGCAUGAGGUUCGCUCGUCUGCAAGUCAAGACUGGACUGAUAUAUUUCCUCCGCCACUUUACAGUGAAAACGGAGAUACAUGGAGAUACAAUUAAAUUUAAGAAAGAAUUAGUACAAUUAAGGCCUUCUAAUGUCGAUAUAACAUUUAUACCUAGAAAAAAUGUAAAAACAUUGUAAAUUAUAAUGAGCAAUGGUUGUAACCUUGUAUCGUAUACAUAAGGGUGGUUUAUAUACAAAAUUAAAACCUUCUUUAUAUACUAAAUAACAGGUAUUAAACGCGCACAUGCCUUUUCUAUUUCCCAGGUGUUUCGGACCUUGUUACUAAGGUCCGUGGUCACUAGGCGACUUCUUUUCUUGUGUUAUGGCUCCAUCUUUCGUCAAAACGAUGAGCAACCGCCUAAGUGAUAUUAAAAUAAAAAUACUGAAUUAUUUUCUCACAUAUCCAAAGAAUACGGCGCCAAGUGAAAAAAUUAAAUAAGUACCACCUUGUAUUUGUACAUAUAUUUACUUGUAAAUUUUAUUUUAAAAUGUUAUUUUUAUACUCACUCUAAUAUACUCUUAGAUCAAGUUUUGUAAAUAAUGCUUAAUAUUAAAUGACAAUAAAAAUAUAUCGGAGGA
Plodia interpunctella (Indianmeal moth) is the source of this 2075-nucleotide messenger RNA. Its product is annotated as cytochrome P450 6B5-like. Bases 54 to 1634 code for a protein of 526 amino acids. Gene Ontology annotation, molecular function: iron ion binding; monooxygenase activity; heme binding. The record is from RefSeq and is a predicted model, not a curated record. Lineage: Eukaryota; Metazoa; Arthropoda; Insecta; Lepidoptera; Pyralidae. The transcript is spliced from 2 exons.